AUGCAACACAUAACAGAUAUACCUCCUUUCAAUCUAAGAUACGACAUAGAUAGAGAUGCAGAGGAUACCUUCCUCGAUCUCAAAGGUAGAUGUCUGAUCUGCAAUGAGAAUCAAGAGAGGAGGGAGUACUUCCAACAUCUACUUGGUUGUGUUCUAUUGCGAUGCAAAUCAACCGGGUUGGACACCAACAAUGUGAUCACAACUACCACUCAAUAUUUCGAGAGUAUCAACAAGAGAAGGAGGCUAGACAGGAUGAGGGAGAUGUCCAGUGACCAAUCAUCGUCAUCAUCGCAAGUUUACUCGAGUGCUUCGAGUAUGCAGUUUCACAACGACACAUUCCUUGAUGAUGCAGCGUCCUCCCAAUCCCCUGUCUGGUCAACCACACCUCCAACUAGAGACUCCGUACAACUUGUGUACCAACAUUGUAUCGACGCGAAACAAUGUAUUGGACUAUGCAGCGCUCGUGUCACUGGUCGCAAUCAGAACAAUGUAUAUAUAUAUCCAUUGACCAGCAGCUCUUUGGUGUGUGCGAACCUGGCAAGCAUUUCAAAGACAGAGAUCUUACGAAUCGAAUCAAUAGUUUGCUCCAACUGGCGAUCCAGUCAGGACCAAACACUCAGCUUCUUGACAUCGACCCCGUUGGCACGCUCUGUUUCUAUGGCCAGAAGAAGAAGGCCUGCACCAACAACUGUGGACACAGGUUCUACAUCUACCAACCAUCUCACAAGGGCGAUGACAAUUUCACAUUCCGAUUCUGUUCAAUCACUUGCUUGCUUAAGA
Acytostelium subglobosum LB1 is the source of this 780-nucleotide messenger RNA. RefSeq lists its product as hypothetical. The transcript is spliced from 2 exons. The annotation marks the transcript as partial. The record is from RefSeq and is a predicted model, not a curated record. Lineage: Eukaryota; Evosea; Eumycetozoa; Acytosteliales; Acytosteliaceae.